AUGAACGGCUCACUCUUCCCCGGUCCUAAUCCAUCAAUUUUCCGUCUCCCACCAUCCCCAGAAGUUGACAAAGCCUGGGACUCCAUCUCAGAAGUUGCACUGUUCACUAUCACCACCAAAGAUGUCAUAAAAAUGGGGAAAGACCCAUCGCAAACGGUCAGGCUUCCCGAAUCAUCUGGGUUUCCACCAGACACACACCUAGCUCAAUUCGAUACAGUACAUCAAAUCCAUUGUUUGAAUGCACUUCGGAAAGCGGCCUUCUUUAAAUAUUAUUACGACAAGAAGUUUGUCAGUAGGCUCUAUUGGAUCCAUUUAAGCCAUUGUGCUGGGAUAGUCCUACAAAACCUCAUGUGUCAAGCGAAUCUUGAUGUUAUAACCCUGAACUGGGUCAAUACUCAGAAAAAUCCGUUCCCGGAUUUUAAUGUAAACAAAAAGUGCAGGGAUUUUGGGGUCAUCAAGAAAUGGCAAGAUGAACAUAUGUUAGGUGAAGAGUUAUUGAAAAAGAUAGUGAGGCCGAAGACUUACGUAGAGCUUCCUGCUCCGAUACAGAAUAUCAUGGAUGCGUUUGAAGAGGCAAAGACUCCUUGGGAUUUUGACUGGACUACUAUGUAA
Orbilia oligospora ATCC 24927 is the source of this 612-nucleotide messenger RNA. RefSeq lists its product as uncharacterized. The record is from RefSeq and is a predicted model, not a curated record. Gene Ontology annotation, biological process: mycotoxin biosynthetic process. Bases 1 to 612 code for a protein of 203 amino acids. The transcript has a single exon. NCBI's taxonomy places the organism in Eukaryota, Fungi, Ascomycota, Orbiliomycetes, Orbiliales, Orbiliaceae.